This is a messenger RNA of Engraulis encrasicolus (European anchovy), 2385 nucleotides long. Its product is annotated as zinc finger protein OZF-like. Lineage: Eukaryota; Metazoa; Chordata; Actinopteri; Clupeiformes; Engraulidae. Gene Ontology annotation, biological process: regulation of transcription by RNA polymerase II. The record is from RefSeq and is a predicted model, not a curated record. Bases 379 to 1668 code for a protein of 429 amino acids. Gene Ontology annotation, molecular function: RNA polymerase II cis-regulatory region sequence-specific DNA binding; DNA-binding transcription factor activity. The transcript has 2 exons.
UGGCAACGGCUAGAAGUGUCCCACAACACUGACAGCAGCCUGACUGAAUUGCUGCUCUACACCCAGUAGAGGUGCUCCAGCAUUGAAACCCAACCCACCCCACCCCACCCCACACCCCUUUCCCAUCAUCCUUUGCUUCACCACCUUCACAUUCCAACAGACACAGCAGAAGCUGGUCAUUCAAGUAAAACAAUACUCAACAGCUUGUUAUUCUGUGAGGCGCGGACCGCGGAAUUAAAGCUCCUGCAUUGAACCGCUGGUUAGUCUGACCCAAAGGAUACAGCAGGAGCUGGUUAUUCUGGAUACAGCAGGAGCUGGUUACUCUGUGAGGUGCCCAGUUAAAGCUCCUGCAUUGGCAUUGGGACCCGCGUCCUGAACAUGCCAGCGGAAUGUUUACUGUCAGUGAAGGAGGAGCCAGAAGAAGAGGACUUUGAUGACUUCCUAUACUCUUAUAUACUUUCAAAUCCAAUAAAGGAUGAGAAGCCUAAAUUGGAACAAAUCUUUAAAUCUGAAGUGGACGAGUCGCAUGCUGUUCCCGCCCAAGAUUUUCUGAGGGCUGCUGAUGUUAAAAAAGAGGAGGAGGAGGAAGAGGAAGAUGAGAUUGGACAGCUCCAUGAAGAUCAUACGUAUGCAAAAUGUGAUGUCCAAGGGAGCCAGUGUCAUGAAAGACCAAACACAAACGAAAACGGACACACAGAAUUUCAUCAAAAUAAUUUUCACAAAUAUCAGUGCUGUCAUUGUGGAGACAGAUUUGCUUCUCUUGGAGGAUUUAUAAGCCAUCAGAGGAAGCAUUGCGCAGAGGGCUCAUUUCAAUGUUCUCACUGUGGACAGAGUUUUAGGAGAUGGAAAUCCUUCCAGAAUCACCAGCGUCAUGCACGUUCAUGUGAGUGCUCUGAGUGUGGAAAGAAGUUUUGUUCCAGGUCAAGUCUCCAAAAGCAUCGGAGGAGCCAUACAAGAGAAAAGCCAUUUCAGUGCUCUCGCUGUGGGAAGAGAUUUAGUCAAAUGGACAAACUCAAGUCCCACCAGGCGAUUCACGCCGGUGAGAAGCCAUUUGAAUGCAGUCAAUGUGGAAAGUGUUUUGGCCAAAGGGCCCAUCUUAAAACUCAUCAGAUUAUUCAUUCAGGGGAAAAGCCAUUUCAGUGCUCUCAGUGUGGAAAACGAUUUCGUGCGCAGAGCAGUCUCUCUAAACACCAGGUUGUCCACACAGGGGAAAAGCCAUAUCAGUGCUCUUUAUGUGGAAAGAGUUUUGGCCAAAGGGCCCAUCUUAAAACUCAUCAGAUGACUCAUUCAGGAGAAAAGCCAUUUGAAUGCUCUCAGUGCGGAAAGAAGUUUAGUCAUAUGAACUCUCUGAAGUUACACCAGAUGAUCCAUACAGGGGAAAAACCAUUUGAGUGCUCUUACUGUGGAAAGAGCUUUUGUAUGAUGGGCACUCUCAAGAGACACCAGAUGAUCCAUACAGGGGAAAAGCCAUUUGAGUGCUCAGAAUGCUCAAAGAGGUUUAGAGAAAUUGGCAAACUCAAGGAUCACCAGAGGAUCCAUUCAGGGGAAAAGCCAUUUCAGUGUCAUCAAUGUGGAAAGACAUUCACUCAAAAUAGCCAAUUGAAAAGACACCAGAUGAUCCAUGCUGGGGGAAAGUCAUUUGAGUGUUCACAAAAUGGAAACCUUUAGUGAAAUUGGCAAGCUCAAGGAUCACCAGAGGGUUCAUACAGGGUAAAAGCCAUUUUGAAUUUUGUUCAUAGAAUGAAAUAACAAUGUUCAGUUUACCCAAACACAUACUGUACCUAUCCAUAGCAAACCAACAGUAACUCGAGCCUUUCGUGAAGUCUUCGAGAAAAACAGAAAAAAAUCAACUUUAAGCCUUGUGGUGCCUUUACGAAUAGCCUCGUUUGUUGUGGUUGGGCGACGAAAGGGGGAACUGACAAUUGAGGUAGUUUGAAUCUGGGGGGAAGAAUAAUGCAGACGGACGUCAACAAUCAAGCGCGACUGAAGGCUAACUGGAAGCGACGGUAAUCAUUUUACUUUUUAAUUACCCCCUUUUUAUCCGUUAGAUACCAUGGAUACCACUUCUGUCUGUUAUCCUGUUGUUACGCAGAAAGUACACAGUAAAUACUGUACCGUAAAGCAAAGCGUUACCAAAUAGAGGAAUGGAAUGUGUCCACGUCCUAGUUUCAAGCAGGAGAAAGCCAAAGCUAUUUUUUCGGUAAGAAAUUAAUAUUCAAAAAAUAUGAAGCCAAAGUUUCAUUACGGAUUUUCCAACUUUUAUCAUGAUUGUACCAUCCCAGAUUUUUCUUUGUCUUGUGUUGUUUAUUUGAUUGAGCAAAUGUAUAGAGAUGAAUCUUCAUUUCCAUAAUAAAUUAAUUUCUGCCCAUGCUGGUAAUGAUGACA